Molecule: messenger RNA, 3021 nt
Organism: Ogataea angusta
Lineage: Eukaryota; Fungi; Ascomycota; Pichiomycetes; Pichiales; Pichiaceae
Exons: 1
Coding region: 1-3021 (1006 amino acids)
Biological process (GO): phosphatidylinositol phosphate biosynthetic process; phosphatidylinositol-mediated signaling
Cellular component (GO): membrane; cytoplasm
Molecular function (GO): 1-phosphatidylinositol 4-kinase activity
Source: RefSeq, a predicted model, not a curated record
AUGGACAGUCCAGACAGCGAAAAUAGUUACGAGCUGCUCUUGGAGCUAGUCAAUUCUCCAGACUUUGAUCUGCACCAGUGUCUAAGCUAUCUUCAAAAGUAUGCCGACAACAUUGGAAUACACUAUUUUCUCUGUCAGAGAGCAUCCAGAUAUCCCAUCGGCGAGCUGAGGUUUUUCAUUCCUCAAUUCCUCCAGCUGCUGAUCACGGUGGAGACGGAAUCGGUGGCUCUCGAAGAGAUGUUGAGAACUUUAUGUCUAAGAGAUGUACACUGCAGCUUGAUCACAUUUUGGCAUUUACAGGCCUUGCUCCAGGACCUGAGCAAACAACCUGAAAGCGUUGGUUUCCAAACUUGCAAACGAAUGCUCAAUGAUUUACAAUACCAGUUGUUUAACUUCUCCAAUAAUCAGCAUACAAUCACCUCUUCUGCUACUUCAUCAUCUGGCGUUGUCAGCAAGCAUGAGCUUCACAAAUCUUUCAAGGAAAACGUUGCACCCUCCAUAAUUUUAGCGACUUCCUUGAUAUCAGGAGCAAGUGUUCCUAGAAGCACCAAAUAUGUGGCACCGAUAGUACGAAUUCAAGGAAAGCGACUCAAGUCUUUUGUGUUUGAAGUGGUUAAAGACAUCAAGAAAAGCUUGAAUGAGAAUUUAACAAAGAAGAACACAAUGAAUAAUGCGCUUUUGGGAAGAUCGAGAGAAGAAGUCGAGGACUUAAGGAACGGAAAAGGUAUGAGUCGUGGAAAACGCAGCAUUUCGUCAUCAUCCAUGCACUCUAAUGACGGUCAAAGAGAGCAGCUUAAUUUUGACAUGAUAGACUCAUAUGCCGAUAUCAACAUGCCAAGCCUCAGCAGACCCUCGCUGAAAGCAAAAAAGACUUCUUUGUCUCUACUCAAAGCGCAAAGCGAUCAUUUCGAUCACCCUAACGCCCAUCACAGCGAAAGGUUGCAUGAUCAUGCGAUUUCUUCGAUGCCCAAUCUUCACAUGUUUAACAACGACAACUCAAAUACCGACAUCCCAUACUCUUCAGAUGGGUCAUAUGCUUCGUCGAUAAGGAAUUCGUUUGAUUUUAGAGAUAGCAGCGAGAUUGAGAGUCUGUAUGGCGACGAGCCGGCCUCCCCUAGCUUGCCUCAAUCUUCGAAAAUGUCUCAUAAGGUUCCCCUAUCAGAACUACAACAGGUCAAGCUUCUCAAAUCAAAUUAUUUCAAAAACGAGACCCAAUUUGUUAUAGCGCUACAGAACAUUUCAAUCAGGCUUGCCAAGGUUCCGAAGGAAGCUCGAUUGUCCACAUUGAAAGCUGAACUAGCUACACUCAAUAAAGAUUUACCUUGUGAAGUCGACAUUCCGGGCCUUUUACCGAAGAAUAAAAAAGGGAAACUUCACAGAAUUUGCAAAAUUGCAGUCAAUGAGGCUGCUGUUUUAAAUUCCGCUGAGCGCGUGCCGUACUUGCUUCUGGUAGAAUAUCUUGCUGAUGACAUUGACUUCAACCCGAAUUCGACUCAUAACAAGCUACUCUUGAGCAAAUUGGAAGACAACAAAGGAACGAAUGACACUUUCAAGUUGAGCGAUAAAAAGUAUAGGUUUGACCUGGCUUAUCCUCAUGCACCUUCUUCCUCUGCGUCCUUGAGCUCUUUUGAUAUCAAGGCGAGUACCAAUUCGAGAGAGCAGUACCUGGAAACCAGGGAAGCAGAAGAAUCUGACUUAGCUGAUUUUUCGGUUGUAAGCUUGAGCAACAAAAUCGACAAGAACGCGCACAAAACAAAAAGGCUAGUCAGAUCAAAGACCAGUAAUCCAAAGCUUGAAUCCAGUUCUCCGUCGACAGAUGUAAUUGAGGAGAGGAUAAAAAAACUAGAGCUUUCGUUCAAAUCUCAAUACGAGGGAGGAUUGGAUAACGAGAGCGAGUUGGCCAACCAGAUGAGGAUUGCAGCAGUCAUGCUUACGCAGCUAGAGUCACCUGCCUCCACGAUGCCAGGCUCGCAAGCAGCAGAGAUAAAAGCUCGCAUCAUAGAUUCAAUGAAGGCCAUGCAGCAUGGCUUUGGGGUGGACGGAUUGAACGAAAUUCGCGGUGAAGCGGGUGAGCGUAAACUUUCAAACGAUUUGAAAGUUGCUGGUCUCAGCUAUUUGGGCGAGGAUUGGAAUAGCAAGAAAGCUCGCAUUAGGGCAGAAUCAAAAUACGGACAUCUUGAAAACUGGGAUUUGUUUUCAGUCAUUGCCAAAACAGGGGAUGAUCUGACUCAAGAAGCCUUUGCUUGUCAGCUAAUCCAAGCUAUGGCUCGAAUAUGGUACCGUGAUAACGUUAAAGUGUGGGUGAAACGGAUGAGGAUUUUGGUGACGUCUUCCACCACAGGCUUGGUGGAAACAAUAACCAACGCCUUAUCGAUACAUUCUAUCAAAAAAUCUUUGACUCAAUACAUGUCAUUGAACAACGAAAAUCCUCGAGGAGAGAUUGCAACGUUAAAAGACCAUUUCAUACGCAUGUUCGGUGACGAGAACAGUCCACGAUACAAGCUUGCUCAGGAAAACUUUUGCAUUUCGCUUGCCUCGUAUUCCGUCAUAUGUUACCUUCUACAAAUCAAGGAUCGUCAUAACGGUAACAUCAUGCUGGAUUCGGAAGGACACAUCAUACACAUUGAUUUUGGCUAUCUUCUCUCCAAUUCUCCAGGGUCAGUUGGAUUUGAAGCCGCUCCUUUCAAGUUAACCAUGGAAUAUGUUGAUCUUCUUGGGGGAGUGGACUCUUUCUAUUUCCAAAAGUUCAGGACUUUAAUGAAACAGGCUUUCAAGUCACUCAGGAAAAAUGCUGACUCUUUAAUCAAUCUUGUGGAGCUCAUGCAAAAAGACUCUCAGCUUCCAUGUUUCAAAGCAGGUGUAAACACUAGCAUUCAGCUGAGGCAGCGCUUCCAAUUGCAUUUGAGCGACGAUGAGCUGGACCUGUUCAUUGACAAUGUGUUGAUAAACAAGAGCCUGGGAAGUAUGUACACAAGACUCUACGACCAGUACCAGCUUCUGACCCAGGGCAUUUACAUAUAG